Molecule: messenger RNA, 828 nt
Organism: Ctenocephalides felis (cat flea)
Lineage: Eukaryota; Metazoa; Arthropoda; Insecta; Siphonaptera; Pulicidae
Exons: 1
Coding region: 1-828 (275 amino acids)
Source: RefSeq, a predicted model, not a curated record
AUGAAUUCUCGUGCGAAAAAGUUGAGUGCAGUGCAAAACAUGAGUACGCCAGUAGUAGUGCCCUGCGAUAACGUAAAUUUGCCACAUUUUUACGAGCAGGACCCAGAGUUGUGGUUUGCUUUAGCGGAAAGUGUGUUUGUGCACGCUAAUGUGAAGGAUGAAAGUUCAAAAUUUCAUACGGUAGUUAGUAAGUUGGACCCGCGGUAUGCGUCAGAAGUUCGCAAUAUAAUUCUGAAACCCUCUAAAGAUAAUCCAUAUAGUGCGUUGAAAAAGGAAUUGUUGAAACGGUAUGGCAUUUCCGAUGAAACAAAGCUACGCCAGUUAAUGGGUGAUAGAACUCCAUCACAGUUUUUACGGCACCUACGCUCAUUAGCGGGUUCAGCUGUUUCAAAAGAAAUGCUGAACUUAAUGUGGUCGUCGCGAUUGCCUACGCAUGUGCAAGCAUUAAUAUCUGUACGGGAAAACAGUGACAUAGAUUUGAAUGCGAAAGCCGCCGACAGAAUUAUGGAAUUAGAGACAGCAUCGGGUGCAACAACAAUGGCGAUUGCAAGCACAUCAGCGCACGACGAUUUUUACGGCAACAUCGCGUCAGAAUUGCGGAACAUGCGAGCCGAGAUUUCUGACUUGAGAAAGCAGGUAGAGGACCGACGAGACGGUUCAUCCCUUCGCCGUGGGCGCAGAUCGCGUACGCCCGCAAGAAGUCGGUCAGGUUCGGAAGAACGCGUACGAACGCUUUGCGAAUAUCAUCGACGGUUCGGUCGGAAUGCAAAGAGAUGUCGAUCGCCGUGCGACAUUGGUUCGGAGAACUCAGUGGGCCAUCGUUAUUAG